AUGGUUUCUCCCUGGUCGGCACGCAAGGUCAGGUGGACGAGCGUCAAGGAGAUGGACAUUGACUUCCUGUACCGCCACUUAUCCCGUCCCAAAGGCUAUAUCUUCCCGACAGUUAUGGCGCCCAAGUGGCCGCCUCCCACAUCUGAGUGGAAACCUCGGCUGGCGUGCUCUGACCAGAUCACGGCCUUAUCCGCCCAAGAGCCUUGGGAGACAGCCACACGUCGGAUUGCGUCGAUCUCCUUCCCUCGUACCGGCUGGUUCGAUUACCUCGCCUCUCUGUACUUGGAGUUUGAGGAUCGAAACCGACAGGCUUUGGGGGAGUCGACACACACGAUCUUCAUUUCCAUUGAACAGCGGGUCAGCAUUCCUGAGCUGGAAACGGCGGAAGCAGCGUCGGUCGCGAUCUGGGCCUCGGUGGAAGGCGAUCCUUCGAUUCAUCUUGCAAGGUAUGAUCGCAGGUCAUUGUGA
Peronospora matthiolae is the source of this 468-nucleotide messenger RNA. The record is from the annotation of a GenBank genome assembly. Lineage: Eukaryota; Oomycota; Peronosporomycetes; Peronosporales; Peronosporaceae.